Messenger RNA from Trifolium pratense (red clover), 1640 nucleotides. Its product is annotated as transcription factor TGA4-like. The transcript has 8 exons. The coding region runs from base 354 to 1427 and encodes 357 amino acids. Gene Ontology annotation, biological process: regulation of DNA-templated transcription; DNA-templated transcription. Gene Ontology annotation, molecular function: sequence-specific DNA binding; DNA-binding transcription factor activity. Lineage: Eukaryota; Viridiplantae; Streptophyta; Magnoliopsida; Fabales; Fabaceae. The record is from RefSeq and is a predicted model, not a curated record.
AAACAUAUAAAAAAUAAGAUCAACGACAAAAUUAAUAUUGUAAAAAUAACAUUUUCCAAUAAAAGAUUUCAUAAUUCCCAUAUAAUUUCUUUCUAAUAUUUUAAAAAAUUUAUCUUCCGAAGAAAUCGAGGAAGAAAAAACCAAGUACGAGAAAGAGUUAUAGAUCAAUACAAAAACAUAACAGCUUUAAUUUGUAUUAUAUAUAUUUGAUUGAAAACAAGUUGCUUGUGUUUUGCGCUUUCUUUGUGAUUGGCACUUUCCACUUUGACUUUGCUUUUACAAGUCAUUUUUAUUGAUUCUUAGUAGCAGUUCAUAUGAUUAAAUUGCAGGACCAAUUAACUUGUCUAUAGAGCAUGGAUUCUUCAUCUUCCCAAUAUGUUUCCACAAGAAAUAUUGGUGUAUAUGAUCCUACUCACCAAUUUACUAUAUGGGAAGAUCAUUUCAAGAGUAAUGGUGAUUUAAGUUUAUAUGAACCUAAUAUGAAGUUUAAUAAUCAGUCAGAAGAUGCUUCUUUUGGAAUAUUGGGAACAUCAAUCAAGUAUGACCAACAAGCUAAUAAACUUACUGAGAAGAUGCAAAGACGUCUCGCACAAAAUCGAGAGGCUGCUCGUAAGAGUCGUUUGAAGAAAAAGGCUCAUAUACAACAGUUAGAAUCGUGUCGUUUGAAGCUAGUGCAGGUAGAGCAAGAGCUAGAUAAUACAAGACAACAGGGAUUGUAUAUUGGUGGUGGAUUGGAUUCUAAUAAUUUAGGUUUUGCCGGUUCUGCAAAUUCAGAAAUAACAACUUUUAAGAUGGAGUAUGAACAUUGGGUGGAAGAGCAAAACAGACAAAUCUUGGAAUUGAAUAGUGCUUUAAGUUCUCAUAUAAGUGACACACAGAUUGAGGAACUUGUAAAUGGCAUCAUGAAUCACUAUUUCAAACUCUUUUGCAUGAAAUCUGAUGCUGCAAAAAUAGAUGUUUUCUAUGUUAUAACCGGCAUGUGGAAAACAACAUCCGAACAAUUUUUCUUGUGGAUUGGAGGUUUUCGCCCCUCUGAACUUCUAAAGGUUCUGGUUCCUUUGAUUGAACCAUUGACAGAACAACAACGGUUUGAUGCGUAUAAUCUUGAAAAGUCAUGCCGGCAAGCAGAAGACGCCCUUUCACAAGGUAUGGAAAAACUCCAGGGAAUGCUUACCGACACAGUAGCAGCAGGAGAACUCAUUGAAGGAACUUACACUCCACAUAUGGAUACUGCAAUAGAGAGGCUGGAAGCUCUGGCUAGCUUUGUCAACCAGGCUGAUCAUCUACGACAGGAAACCUUGCAGCAGAUGUCUCGAAUACUUACCAUACGUCAAACUGCUCGAUGGCUGCUUGUUUUGGGCGAGUAUUUUCAACGCCUAAGGGAUUUGAGCAAGGUAUGGGCCAAUCGUGGCCGUGAACCUGCUUAGUCUUCGAGCAAGAGAUAAAGCAAACUUGUAAUUUUGACACCAUGGUCGUGAUUAUUAUGACCACAAUUAUCUAGUGUCUACAUUCAAAACCAUGUCCAGAGGGUCCUGGUGGCUGGCAAAGAUGUGCCUUACGAAGUUGUAAAUAUGACUGCCCGUUUAUGAAUAGAUGAUUAUGGCGAGUCUAUUGAUAUUCGUAAAUUUUAAUGUAAAAUA